CACUCCGAGCUCGAGAUGUGGACUGUAACGUGGAGUGUGUGGGUUCUGUUAGUUUGUGACUUGGUGUUUAGUGAAAGACAAAGAAGGCCGGUGUUUACAUGCGGUGGGAACGUUACUGGAACUUCAGGACUCAUCGGGAGUCAGGGCUACCCCGGGGUUUACCCUCCUAACACCAAAUGUGUGUGGAAAAUCACGGUGCCUCACGGCAAAGUGGUGUCCCUUACCUUCCGUUCCCUCGACCUGGAAAACGACGGGCUUUGCCGCUACGACUACGUGGACGUUUACGACGGAUUCGUGAACAGCCAGCGGCUCGGGCGCUUCUGUGGCACAGCACGGCCGGGAGCGCUGAUCUCCAGCCACAACAGGAUGCAAGUAGUGAUGGUUUCAGACGCCAACACGGCCGGGAGCGGCUUCCUGGCCGGAUACGUUGCUGUUCGGCCAAACGCCAGGGGGGAGCGGUACUGCGGCGGACUCCUGGACAAACCCUCAGGAACCUUCAUGACCCCAAACUGGCCGGAGAGAGACUACCCUCCAGGGGUGACAUGCUCAUGGCAUAUUGUAGCACCUGAGCACCAUAUAGUAGAACUGAAGUUCGAGAAGUUCGACGUGGAGAGAGAUAACUACUGCCGCUACGAUCACAUGGUCGUUUACAACGGCGUGGAAACGAGCGACGGGAGCAGGAUCGGGAAGUUCUGCGGCGACAGCCCUCCUGCGCCGAUCUACUCUGACGGCAGUCACCUCUUCGUCCAGUUCGUGUCUGAUCUGAGCCUCACCGCCGACGGCUUCAUCUGCCAUUACGCGUUCAAGCCGAAGAACUCCACCAUCACGGGCUCCCUCGUCCCCGUUACUGCAGCCUCUCCCACCACUGCAGCGCCCGUAGCACUGGUGUAUUCUGAAGCUCUCUGCAAGCAGAAGUGCAAGAGGAGCGGAACAAUCGAAAGUCAUUACUGCUUAAGCAACUUUGUGCUGACAGGAACGCUCGUCUCGGCUGCCAUGAGGGAACACAGCGUGCUCGCUACCUUCUCCAUCGGCAAUGUGUACAAGGAAGGAAACCUGUCCAUCCAGCAGGCGGGGAAGAGCAUGAGCACUACAGUGGUGAUCUUGUGUAAGAAGUGCCCUUUGGUCAGGAGAGGUCUGAACUACAUCGUCAUGGGUCACGUGGACGAGCAGGGACAGGGCGUGGUUUUGCCUCAGAACUUUGUCAUGGCCUUCAAGACUAAGAAGCAGAAGGAUCUGGCCGUGCUGAACAACGUGCGGUGCUGACGCGUCGUGUUCACCCAGUCAACUAUGAUCUGGUCAUUGAUUUUUUCUCCAUCACCAAUGUCGGACAGCACGUUCAG
Clarias gariepinus (North African catfish) is the source of this 1340-nucleotide messenger RNA. It is a transcript of the gene pcolce2a, whose product is annotated as procollagen C-endopeptidase enhancer 2a. The record is from RefSeq and is a predicted model, not a curated record. NCBI's taxonomy places the organism in Eukaryota, Metazoa, Chordata, Actinopteri, Siluriformes, Clariidae. Gene Ontology annotation, molecular function: protein binding. Bases 16 to 1263 code for a protein of 415 amino acids. The transcript is spliced from 10 exons.